AGGAAGGGACGGAGUUCUCGCGAGGGGCGAGAGCGACGCGGAGCGGCCGCGGUUCGGAACCGGGACCGGGACCGGGAUUGAGACCGGGAUUGAGACCGGGAGCGGGACCGGGAUCAGGGAUCGGGACCGGGAAUCGCCACAGGACCGGCAGCGGCACCGGGGAAAGCGGGGGCCGUGCCGCGAGCGGCGCCGGCAGCGCCACAGGCGGCGGCGGAGGCCGGGCAGGCCAGGCCGCGGAGCGUGAGGGAGGCGGCGGCGGCGGGAGAGCGGCGGGAGCGCUCGGGACACCCCCGGAGCCCUCAGGGCACCCCCCGAGCCCUGAGCGCGCUCCUUGAGCCCCUCAGAGCUCCCCGAGCCCCCCCGGUCCCCUGAGAACCGCGGGAAGCGCUCCCUGAGGAGCCCCGGAGCCCCCGCCAUGUCGGACAGCGAGGAGAGCAACUUCUCUGAGGAGGAGAGCGAGCGCAGCAGCGACGACGGCGACGACAACGAGGCCGAGGAGCAGCGCGGGGGGGGCAGCGGGAAGGAGGAGGCUGAGGAAGAGGAGGAGGAGGAGGAGGAGGAAGAGGAGGAGGAGUACGAUGAGGAGGAGGAGGAGGAGGAAGACGAUGAUCGGCCGGCCAAGAAACCGCGGCACGGGGGGUUCAUCCUGGACGAGGCCGAUGUGGAUGAUGAGUAUGAGGAUGAAGAUCAGUGGGAGGAUGGGGCUGAGGACAUCCUGGAGAAAGAGGAGAUCGAAGCUUCCAACAUCGACAACGUGGUGCUGGACGAGGAUCGCUCCGGGGCGCGGCGCCUGCAGAACCUCUGGAGGGACCAGCGUGAGGAGGAGCUGGGCGAGUACUACAUGAAGAAAUACGCCAAGUCCUCGGUGGGGGAGACGGUUUACGGCGGCUCUGACGAGCUCUCUGAUGACAUCACCCAGCAGCAGCUGCUGCCCGGCGUCAAGGACCCCAAUCUCUGGACGGUGAAGUGCAAGAUCGGGGAGGAACGCGCCACCGCCGUCGCUCUCAUGCGCAAAUUCAUCGCAUACCAGUACACGGAGACGCCGCUGCAGAUCAAGUCGGUGGUGGCCCCCGAGCACGUGCGGGGGUACCUGUACGUGGAGGCCUACAAGCAGACGCACGUCAAGCAGGCCAUCGAGGGCGUGGGCAACCUGCGGCUGGGCUACUGGAACCAGCAGAUGGUGCCCAUCAAGGAGAUGACCGACGUCCUCAAGGUGGUCAAGGAGGUGACCAACCUCAAACCAAAGGCCUGGGUGCGCCUCAAGAGGGGAAUCUACAAGGAUGACAUCGCACAGGUGGAUUACGUGGAGCCCAGCCAGAACCAGAUCUCCCUCAAGAUGAUCCCCAGGAUCGACUUCGACCGAAUCAAAGCCCGGAUGAGCCUGAAGGACUGGUUUGCCAAGCGUAAGAAGUUCAAGCGGCCGCCCCAGCGCCUCUUCGACGCCGAGAAGAUCCGGUCCCUGGGUGGGGACGUGGCCUCCGACGGCGACUUCCUCAUCUUCGAGGGGAACCGCUACAGUCGGAAGGGUUUCCUGUUCAAGAGCUUCGCCAUGUCGGCUGUGAUCACCGAGGGGGUCAAGCCCACCCUGUCCGAGCUGGAGAAGUUCGAGGAUCAGCCCGAGGGCAUCGACCUGGAGGUGGUGACCGAGAGCACGGGGAAGGAGCGCGAGCACAGUUUCCAGCCCGGUGACAAUGUCGAGGUGUGCGAGGGGGAGCUGAUCAACCUGCAGGGGAAAAUCCUCAGCGUGGACGGGAACAAGAUCACGAUACUCCCAAAACACGAGGAUCUGAGGGACAUGCUGGAGUUCCCGGCGCAGGAGCUGAGGAAAUAUUUCCGCAUGGGCGACCACGUCAAGGUGAUCGCCGGGAGAUUCGAGGGCGACACCGGGCUCAUCGUCAGGGUGGAGGAGAACUUCGUCAUCCUCUUCUCUGACCUCACCAUGCACGAGCUGAAGGUGCUGCCCCGGGAUCUGCAGCUCUGCUCCGAGACGGCCUCGGGGGUGGAUGUUGGGGGGCAGCACGAGUGGGGGGAGCUGGUGCAGCUGGACCCCCAAACCGUGGGGGUGAUCGUGAGGCUGGAGAGGGAAACCUUCCAGGUGCUGAACAUGUACGGGAAGGUGGUGACAGUUCGUCACCAGGCUGUCACCAGGAAGAAGGACAAUCGCUUCGCGGUGGCGCUGGACUCGGAGCAGAACAACAUCCACGUCAAGGACAUCGUCAAAGUCAUCGACGGCCCCCACUCCGGCCGUGAGGGUGAAAUCCGUCACCUGUUCCGGGGUUUUGCGUUCCUGCACUGCAAGAAGCUGGUGGAGAACGGGGGGAUGUUCGUGUGCAAGACGCGGCACCUGGUGCUGGCCGGGGGCUCCAAGCCCCGUGACGUCACCAACUUCGCCAUGUGCGGCUUCGUGCCGAUGUCGCCCCGCAUCAGCAGCCCCAUGCACCCCAGUGGGGCGGGGCAGCGGGGUGGAUUCGGGGCCGGGGGGCUGAGCCGGGGCCGCGGCCGGCGCGACAACGACCUCAUCGGGCAGACGGUGCGGAUCUCCCAGGGACCCUACAAAGGUUACAUCGGGGUGGUGAAGGACGCCACGGAGUCGACGGCGCGGGUGGAGCUGCACUCGACCUGCCAGACCAUCUCCGUGGACAGGCAGCGCCUGACCACCGUGGGGUCCCGGCGCCCCGGGGGUCUCACCUCGGCCUACGGGAGGACCCCCAUGUACGGCUCCCAGACCCCCAUGUACGGCUCGGGGUCCCGAACCCCCAUGUACGGAUCCCAGACCCCGCUGCACGACGUUCCGGCUCCCGGCUCAGCCGCUGCUGCCCAGUUCCCCCAGUGCCCGCUCCCAGUUCCCCCAGCGCCCGUUACCGGCGCCCCCGGUACCCGUUACCGGCUCUCCCAGUUCACCCAGUACCGACCCCCAGCGCUCCCAGCGCCGCCGUUGCUCCCAGUGCUCCCAGUAGCGAUCCCCGCUCACCUCAUGCUGGCGGCGGCGGCCGGUCCGGGCCCUUCCGGUGGCGGCGGGGGCCGGACCCGCCGGUGGCGGCGAGAGGCCCCGCCCCCCAUGGGCCCCGCCCCUCCCGGUAACGGCGGCGGCGACCGGAGCGGCCCCGGGGCUCCUUAA
Poecile atricapillus (Black-capped chickadee) is the source of this 3118-nucleotide messenger RNA. It is a transcript of the gene SUPT5H, whose product is annotated as SPT5 homolog, DSIF elongation factor subunit. The coding region runs from base 416 to 3118 and encodes 900 amino acids. Lineage: Eukaryota; Metazoa; Chordata; Aves; Passeriformes; Paridae. Gene Ontology annotation, biological process: transcription elongation-coupled chromatin remodeling; transcription elongation by RNA polymerase II; regulation of DNA-templated transcription elongation. The record is from RefSeq and is a predicted model, not a curated record. Gene Ontology annotation, cellular component: DSIF complex. The transcript is spliced from 25 exons. Gene Ontology annotation, molecular function: mRNA binding.